AUGGUAGAUACCCCCACCCAUGGGUGGGACUUUCACAUCAGAAGGAGGUGUGACAUUUUCCUCACAUAAAUACUGACCGGGCAUCCAUCCUUGACACGUUUCCAACAAGGUGUCAGCGCAGGAGUGAAGCUUCCGACCCAAGCCGCAGAAGGCAAACUUCACCGUCAAAGAACGUGCUGACAUCCACAAAGAUGACUCUUCAAAGUGACGAGGAAACCGAGCUGGAAAGCUCUUCUUUCUGACCCUAAAAAUUCCAACACAUCUUUCGAUGCUGAGAGAGCGCAGCAUCACUCCAGACGAUGGUGGUGCAGAGAAGAUGAAACUCACGGUAAGAAACAGCUGUCACCAACUAUAAUCCCUUUGGAUAACCCGACAUAAAGAUGGCCGAAUACAAUCUCACGUCAGUAUCUGAGGGAGUGGACAUGUCUUUCCUCCAGACGCACAUGACGAGCAACAAUACCAGCAGCGUGUCCAAUGCGACCGAGCCGCUGCACUUCCGUAUGGUCACGGCGGUCGUCUACAGCGUCGUCUUUAUUGUGGGUCUCCUGGGCAACUCACUGGCCAUCUUCGUGGUGAUCCGCUACGCCAAGAUGAAGACAGUGACCAAUAUGUACAUCCUCAAUUUAGCCGUAGCGGACGAACUCUACAUCCUAGGAAUCCCCUUCCUAGCCACCAACAGCGUGCUUUACUCUUGGCCCUAUGGAGAUUUCUUCUGCAAAGUGUGCAUGACCGCCGACGCCAUGAGCCAGUUCAUGUCAACCUUUUGCCUGACGGUGAUGAGCAUCGAUCGGUACCUGGCGGUGGUUCAUCCCAUCCGCAGCGCACAGUGGAGGAGGCCGCAGGUGGCCAAGAUUCUCAGCGGCAUGCUGUGGCUUGUGUCUUUUCUGGUCGUGCUGCCCGUCACCAUCUACUCGCAUGUGCAGGAGGGCCUCAACACCUGCAACAUCACGUGGCCCGAGAUGCAAAACUGGUGGUCUGUCGUCUUUAUCCUCUACACAUCCAUCCUAGGGUUUUUUGGACCGCUGUUCGUCAUCAGCAUCUGCUACUUGCUCAUUGUCAUCAAGGUCAGGUCAGCAGGCGUGCGUGCAGGUGUGACCAAGCGGCGUAAGUCGGAGCGUAAGGUGACACGUAUGGUGGUGAUCAUUGUCCUGGUCUUUGUACUUUGUUGGAUGCCCUUCUUCACUACCAACAUUGUCAACCUGGUUCACAUCAUCCCAGAGAACAAUGCCACAGCAGCGAUCUACUUCUUUUUAGUCAUCCUCACCUAUGUGAACUCCUGCGCCAACCCAAUCCUCUACGGCUUCCUCUCGGACAAAUUCAGACAGAGCUUCCAAAAGGUGCUCUGUUUCCACAAACCCAACCUGGUUGCCACUGCAGACCGGAGGAAAGGGCAACAGGCGGCACCCCAGGACACACCAAUAGACAACCACGAUCUUCUUUCCACAGCCAGGAAUCCUAACCACAAUGGAAACAUGCAGAACAUCCAGUGCGUCCAGAUGGAGGCUCUUGAAAAACCUGACAACGAGCCUUUAACUGCCUUGAAUCAUCAGUCAGUGCCAUGAGAGGGUGCACCACCAUUGCCCUGCCAAAUGACGGUGGCACCAUUUAGCCCUGGAACUCAGACUGACUGUGAUUUUCAACAACAAGAACGCUCAUCGUGAUAGAAUUCAACUGUUUGUUAUUAUUGUAUUGAUCAGAGAUGCUGCAUGGAUUAAAUUCAAUUAUGGAAAACCUCUGUGAAAUACAAAACAUGGUCAUUUUAAAAAUUCAAUUAAUCUUCAAAGAGUUAAAAAUACCUCACAUGUCCUUUUUUUUUUUUUUGAUAUGUGUCGUUAUAUUUGCUGGAGGAGUCGAUAAGGGGAAUUAAUCCAUGACCAAGAGCAGUAUUUUUGUUUGAUGUUCAUUUGUCGUAGUUUUACAUGUUAAAGUUUUAGAGAAAUAUAAGUGUUUCCCCUGCUGCUAGAGCAAUAGAUAAUGAUACAGUGUCGCUACAAGAUAACCACUAUUUUUCGUCAAAAUGAAACUCCUCAACUCACUUCAACAUAGUUCCUUGGCACCAAGAUGCCACAAGAUGGUGGAAAAGCAUUAUUUUUGUCAAAAUGAAAUGCCUCACUUCACUUCAACAUAGAUCCUUGGCACUAAGAUCCCACAAGAUGGUGGAAAAGUGCUAUUUUUAUGGAAAUGAAACUCCUCAGGACACUUCAACAUCCAUCCAUCCAUCCAUUUUCUGAGCCGCUUCUCCUCACUAGGGUCGCGGGCGUGCUGGAGCCUAUCCCAGCUGUCAUCGGACAGGAGGCAGGGUACACCCUGAACUGGUUGCCAGCCAAUCGCAGGGCACAUAGAAACAAACAACCAUUCGCGCUCACAGUCAUGCCUACGGGCAAUUUAGAGUCUCCAAUUAAUGCAUGUUUUUUGGGGUGUGGGAGGAAACCGGAGUGCCCGGAGAAAACCCAUACAGGUACGGGGAGAACAUGCAAACUCCACACAGGCGGGCCGGGGAUUGAACCCGGGUCCUCAGAACUGUGAGGCUGACGCUCUAACCAGUCGGCCACCGACUUUUGAUUAAAACUAUGUUUGUGCCCUGCUCAAGGCUUAGGUUAUGACAUUUUGUUUUUUGUCUUAUUUUAAAGAGUACAACCUUUGGAUUAAAAAAAAAAAACAUUCCCAAACAAUGCAACUAUUAUUUAAUCUCGUUAAUGAAUCCGUGCAAAAACAAAAUUUCUAAUAUUCCACAUUAAACUGUUUUUUUUUUUUUGGGGGGGGGGGGGGUUUAAUAUCCAAAAGAUAUAAUAAAGGAGUUGUCAUUCUCGUCCCUUUUUCCAGAGUAUAUGUGAUGUCCUCCAAUCCCUGUAUUGAUCUGAAAACAACCAAAAUAUCAAAAUGUCUUGUAACAUGCUGUUUUCACUUUUUGGUAGAAUGGUUUUAUUUUCAUUUCCAAAGUGCAUUUUCUAUAAUUUAUCACAUUGACGUUUUGGUUAAUUGGUCUGACAUUUUUGUAAACACAAUGUAAACUAUUGUGUGAUGAGCAAAUUAAUUAUGCUGAAUUUAUUUUUGCAUUACAUCACUUUUCUUUUUGAAGGACCUGGACUGAUUGCUUUUGCAUUAAAGUCUUGUUAGAAAGAGUGCUGUAAUAUAACAAUAAACUCUCACAAUUCAUUCACAA
Molecule: messenger RNA, 3163 nt
Organism: Phyllopteryx taeniolatus (common seadragon)
Lineage: Eukaryota; Metazoa; Chordata; Actinopteri; Syngnathiformes; Syngnathidae
Product: somatostatin receptor type 5-like
Exons: 4
Coding region: 381-1562 (393 amino acids)
Biological process (GO): neuropeptide signaling pathway; regulation of insulin secretion; cellular response to glucocorticoid stimulus
Cellular component (GO): neuron projection; membrane
Molecular function (GO): somatostatin receptor activity; neuropeptide binding
Source: RefSeq, a predicted model, not a curated record